AUGAAAUUUGCAGCAGACCUGUACAGCUACAAGAACAUUGUGGUGUUGUUGGGCUUCGGCAGCCGAGUCGUUGUUAUCACUUUGGUCAUGUAUCUAACACUAGCCAAAGUGCCAAAGAGUUUCUUCAAAACAUUCACGCUGAAUUUACUGGCCAUCAACAUAAUCUACACCGUUAUGUUGGCUGCCAAAUCUGUGCGUCGGAUCGAAAAGCUAUAUACCAGUGUCGAAAAUACGUUUUGGUUUCUUUUCUUAAUAUUUUAUUACAAAUAUGGACGUUUGGAAACCAUAUUAGACUAG
Molecule: messenger RNA, 297 nt
Organism: Gongylonema pulchrum
Lineage: Eukaryota; Metazoa; Nematoda; Chromadorea; Rhabditida; Gongylonematidae
Source: the annotation of a GenBank genome assembly